Molecule: messenger RNA, 2163 nt
Organism: Nelumbo nucifera (sacred lotus)
Lineage: Eukaryota; Viridiplantae; Streptophyta; Magnoliopsida; Proteales; Nelumbonaceae
Source: RefSeq, a predicted model, not a curated record
CUCAUUUUUCGUUGCUCCUACCAGUAUUUUUUGGCUUAUAAUUCGCAGAUUUGCAGUAACCUUUAUGUUGUAAAUCUUACGAUAAACGUUUUCAUCAUAUCCGAGAAACCCAUAUUUCCAGAUAUCACAAUUUUUCAUUGUAAAGUAAAUGACCGUCAUCUUCUCAAAUCUUAUUUUCUUUCGGGUUAAUUUUCCUAUUGUUGAUCUUCAUUCUUCGCAUUAGUUUGUCAUCCUGGAGCUCAAAUCCACCGAUGCUUCGCUAGCUAGGCCGGCCUGGAAACAAUUCUGGAAGUUUCUCUUUUUUAUUUUACAUGCUUGCAAAACCCGAAUCAAGGUAAUGAUGGAGACUUGGAUCAGUUUGGUGGUGAACUGCUAAUGAAAUUCGAGCCUGAACUAAACAAAGUUCACUAACAAGUAAAUAUACAUCCCACAUUAAGGACGAAAACCAGAGCAUAAGAGAGAGAGAGAGAAUAUGCAGAGGUUACUCAGAACAUUCCGGAAAAUAAGUGGGGUCUUCCACCAGCAAUAUUCAAGCACAGUAUACCGGCCAUUGAAGAAGGGGCCUUCGACAACCACUUUAAUCUUCCUCUUCUUCGUUCUCUUCAUCGGCGCCUUUAUUUCUGCCCGCUGGAUCGACGCUUCAUCCGGCGCAGGCGGUUCAACGCUGAAGGCCCUAGUAGCAUUCACACCCUCCAGAAAUAGACUUGAUGAAAUCCCACUCAACUGCUCAGCUGCAAAUAUAACACAAACUUGCUCCGUAGGUUAUGGGGAAAAAUUUGAGCAAUCAUCAUCAACUGAGGUAUGCCCAGAAUAUUUCCGUUGGAUCCACGAAGAUCUACGGGUAUGGAAGGAAACUGGAAUCUCAAAGGAGAUGGUGGAGGGAGCAAAAAGGUCUGCGUUCUUUAGGCUAACGAUUGUGAAUGGGACAGCUUACACGGAGAAAUAUAGAAAUAUAGUAGAAGGAAGAGAUGUUUUUACAUUGUGGGGGAUCCUACAACUUAUGAGGAGGUACCCGGGAAGGCUGCCAGACUUGGAUCUGAUGUUCAACGUCGGUGACAAACCAGUUAUCAGGUCACGACCCAAGGACGGAGCUCCACCACCUUUAUUUCAUUAUUGCGGAGAUAACUGGUCAUUCGAUAUCGUCUUCCCUGAUUGGUCCUUCUGGGGUUGGCCAGAGAUCAAUAUAAAGCCAUGGGAACCCUUGUUGAAAGACUUGAAAGAAGGCAACGAAAGGACCAAAUGGGUUGAGAGGGAACCUUAUGCUUACUGGAAAGGGAACCCGGCCAUGUCCAAAGGCAGAAGAGAACUCGUGAACUGCAAUGUAUCAGACAAACAGGAUUGGAACGGCCGAAUUUAUAAGCAGGAUUGGAUCCGUGAAUCUCAACAAGGUUACAAACAGUCAAAUUUAGCAAACCAAUGCACUCACAGAUACAAGAUUUAUAUUGAAGGGAUCGCUUGGUCAGUCAGCCAGAAAUACAUUCUGGCCUGCGAUUCUGUCACAUUGAUAAUCAAGCCUCAAUACUAUGACUUCUUCACAAGAAAUCUGGUACCCCUGCAUCACUAUUGGCCAAUGAGAGACGAGGACAAGUGCAGAUCUAUGAAGUUCGCCGUGGACUGGGGCAAUAAUCACACACAAGAGGCACAGGCCAUUGGUAAGGCAGCGAGUGACUUCAUUCAAGAAGAGCUAAAGAUGGAUUAUGUGUAUGAUUACGUGUUUCAUCUGUUGAAUGAAUAUGCCAAGCUCUUGACCUAUAAACCCGUUGUUCCUCCAAACGCCGUAGAGCUAUGUCCAGAGAUAAUGGCCUGCUCUGCAGAUGGAUUAAAGAAGAAAUUCAUGAUGGAAUCCAUGGUGAAGUCUCCUGCCGUUAGAGGCCCUUGCACCCUGACACCUUCUGACCCUGCACAUCUUCAAGCUUUCGUUAAGGAGAAGGAAGAUACAAUUAAGCAAGUGGAGACGUGGGAGAAUAAAUUUUGGGACAAUCAAACACAAUAAGCUCUACAGCUUCUCUUUUUUCAUGCUUUACUUUUUAAUUAAUUCAUAAACUGCAUGUAUGGUUUUUAAGUUGAGAUUCCUAUUCCUAUAUAGCUCAACUCAAUUACUGCCUUGUAUUGUAGACAACAUAUCCCGAUAUCCAUGACAAAUAAAGAGCUUCUUUCGUGUCU